This is a messenger RNA of Colletotrichum siamense, 765 nucleotides long. It is a transcript of the gene TRI6-1, whose product is annotated as Trichothecene biosynthesis transcription regulator TRI6. NCBI's taxonomy places the organism in Eukaryota, Fungi, Ascomycota, Sordariomycetes, Glomerellales, Glomerellaceae. The transcript has 2 exons. Bases 1 to 765 code for a protein of 254 amino acids. The record is from RefSeq and is a predicted model, not a curated record.
AUGGAGUCUUAUCUCGAGGAAACCUCCUACACUUUCUUCCCCAGCGUCGACGGCAGCAUGGGAUACACCUUUGACUCCCAGUUCAUUCCUUACCCUUCUGGGGAUAGCCUCGACAGCUUCCUGUAUCCUUUCUCAUUCCAAACAUGCCAGCAACCAAUGCCAAUGAUGGCCACCAGCCCAACGCUUUCGGACUUCACGUUCAACACCGCCUACGCCACGCCCUCUCCUCCCCCGGAUUUCUCGCCUGUCCCCAGCGAGCAAUUCGAGUUCGCCCCAUCACCCAGCAGCGUGACCACAUCACCAAGCUCACCUCCCAAAGAGUCAGAGGUCGACAGCUGGGGUCCUUCGGAUCUCCAUCAGAUGGGCUACCUCGAUGUCGCCGGAAACUGGCGUUGCCGGUACGCCGGGUGCUGCUCGUCGCGCGUCUUUCUUAGAGCCUGUGAUCUGCGAAAGCAUUUCCGGGGCCACGCAAAGUACUUCUUCUGCACCGAGAAGCGUUGCCAGCAAGCAGGCGUCGGCUUCGCGACUCGCAAGGACUUCCAGCGACAUAUGGGGUCUCAUAAGCCCGCAGUCCGGUGUCUCCACCCCGAUUGCGACAGAAUCUUCAGUCGCAAGGACAAUAUGGGAACAUUACAAAAAGAUUCACCAACGGUUAAGAAACAACUUGUUUCCUCGGCGAUGCCGCAAGACCACGCAGAGCGAGCCUCAGCAGGCCGUUUCUCCGGCAUCGACCUGCUCAAGCUGCACGAUGGAUUCUUGAACUGA